CGACCGAAUCUAGAUACUUUGUACCAACCGUCUGAGGACGAGUUAGUCUAGUAUUUGGAGUUGAAGAACGAAGCUCAAUAAUGAAGAUCAGCCCUUGAAAUCUAACCACUUUGUGUUGUGUAAUCUGUUGUUGUGGAACAAAGGACCCAGGGACAACGGGUAGAGGAAACCUCACGUAACAAAUGGGGGCUCGGCCAGGUAUAUAAAGUGAAAAGUAUGAUUUUCAGGUGAUUUUUGUGAUCAUAUUAGCGCUGGCAUGUUGCAUUACAUUGCGUGCGACGAGUUUCAUACACGUUACUUGUAAGCGGACUGUUCGGUGUGUACUGUGUGUGUGUGUUGUCGAUGUCGGUUCGUUAAGAUGAUAUCGUCGGGCACCGCUGGGGUAGCCGUUUCAGGUUCGAGCAUUCGUGGUGUGUGUGGUGAGAAAAACAUUGUUGUCUUCUCAUGUUUCUGCAUGGAUUUGCAGGGUUUGACUGAGGGUUAUAACAGUCAGGUUGUCUAGAUUUCUCGGAUAUUGUAGAAUCUAGGUGUUGUAAGGUUGGCUGGGGAGUAUAACAGCCAGGCUCUAGUUCUUUCUAGGUUAUUUAGGAGACUAGGUUUUUUGCAUGAUGGCUAGCGAGUUCUCAUUGGGAGAGUUUGUUAGGGAUCCGUCUGCGGAGCGAUUAAGCUCGUUGACUAAAGUUGAAUUAUUAGAUGUAGCAGCUCAUUAUGAGGUUGUUGGCAUUAAGCGGUACAUGCUGAAGUCGGACAUUUUGAACAAAAUUGUCGAAUUUUUGGUUGCUGAAGAGGUUUUGUCUUCAGAGGCGGCGGACGGUAUCAGUGUGACUCCUCCAGGGUCUAGGUCACGGUCUCCUGAAUUAAAUUCUCAGGCUAGGUCUUCAGUUUCUGAUGAAGUGAGGAUAAAGGAAUUGGAAUUAGAGAGGGCGAGAGUAGAGUUGGAGAGGGAGAAACUUGUUGCCGUAAACAGAAAAGAAAGCAGAAAUGCUGAUAGGCAUUUUGACGUUGCGAAGCAUGUCAGAAUGGUCCCUCCAUUCGAAGAGGAAGGGGUGGAAAAGUACUUUCCACACUUUGAGAAAUUAGCUCAAAGCAUGGGGUGGCCUAGGGAAAUGUGGGCUCACCUGAUUCAGAGUAAGUUUAGCGGUAAGGCUAGGGAUGCCUACUUAGCAAUGUCGAUGGCCGACGUGUCGGAUUACAAUAAAGUAAAAUCGAGCGUGCUAAAAGCUUACGAACUUGUACCCGAAGCGUACAGGCAGCGAUUUCGCAAAGCGCGAAAGGAAGAAUCGCAAACUCAUAUGGAGUUUUCAAAACAAAAAGAGCAAUUGUUUGACAGAUGGAGCUCAUCUCUCCAUGUAGAUCAUGAUUAUGAUAAAUUGCGUGAAAUUCUUCUACUUGAGGAAUUCAAGCGCAGCGUGCGACUGGAUGUUCGUAUACAUCUAGAAGAGCAGCGCGUCGAUUCGCUGGAUGAAGCAGCAAGAAUCGCGGAUGAUUACGUGCUCACGCACAAAAUCUCUAACAAAAUGAGCGUAGAACCUAAGAAAAAUGGUAACUGGAGCAAAAGCCAGAAAACUAGUUCAUCACAAGAAAAGGAUGAAAUAAAACCGCAGUCCCAGCAAGGACAGGUAACAGAGGAAAGAAUGUGCUAUGCUUGCAAACAGUAUGGGCACAUAAAGUCAAAGUGUCCUUCACUUCAGGCUAAGAAACAGGAAUCUAGUGCACAUCCUAAUGCAUUCGUACAAACUGUGUCAAACUCACAAAGUGGAAUUAUUCCAGCGAACAUGGAAAAAAUUCAGAAAGAGUAUGAACCGUUUGUGUCUGUAGGAUAUGUAUCUGUAGCAGAGAGCGAUGUAGCAAGAAAAGUGAAAGUCUUGCGGGAUACUGGUGCUUCUCAGUCCUUGAUUUUGGAAAGUGCGUUGCCCUUUUGUGAUAGUUCUUCUGUUGGUGCUAGUGUUUUGCUCAAAGGCAUUGGAGAUGGCUUUGUGGAAGCACCCCUUCAUGUGGUAGACUUGAAGUCAGACCUUGUUUCUGGUAUGGUGAAGAUGGCAGUUAGACCAUCACUUCCUGUGGAAGAGGUAUCUAUCAUAUUAGGUAAUGAUCUCGCUGGUGACAGAGUCGUAUCAUGUCCAGUAGUAAGUUCUAGUCCUUGUGAAAGUUCUGAGACAGAUGAGUUGGUUGCAGAAUUUCCUGUUGUGUUCCCAGCAUGUGCUGUAACUCGUUCAAUGGCAACGAAAGUUGAGUCGGAGAAGAAGUCUAAUGACGUAGAUGUUGACUUGGGAGAUUCUUUCUUUUGUCGUUUGGUUGAAGAUGAGUCUGAUUCCAAUGUGGAUGAGAGUGCGAGAAAGGAUCGUAGUGUAGGAAAUAGUGAAACAUCUGAACCACUAUCUUUGAAAAAGAGUAAGUUGCUAAAGGAGCAACAGACAGAUCCUCAGUUGAUUUCUUUGAAUGAGAGAGCUGUUUCUGAGGAGGAGGCAUUGACUGUGCCUGUUUGUUAUUACAAGAAAGCAGGUGUGCUAAUGAGAAAGUGGAGGCCAGCAGAUGUCCCUGCAGAUGAGGUGUGGAAAGAAGUCCACCAAAUUGUAGUCCCUUCUACAUACAGGCAGGACAUAAUAAGCCUUGCUCAUGAAGCUCCACUUGCAGGUCACUUAGGGGUUCACAAAACCCAGGAGAAAAUUCUUUCUCAUUUCUUUUGGCCCGGCGUGCAAAAAGAUGUUGCAAAUUUUUGCAGAAGUUGCCAUGCAUGUCAAGUUGUAGGUAAACCGAAUCAGAAAAUACCGGCAGCACCAUUGAAGCCAAUACCGGCGUUCGAUGAGCCAUUUUCUAGGAUCAUAGUAGAUUGUGUAGGUCCUCUGCCAAAGACUAAGGCAGGUAAUGAAUACUUAUUGACGAUAAUGUGCGCUGCGACGAGAUAUACCGAAGCGAUACCACUGCGGCGCAUUACAGCGAAUAAUGUGACAAAGGCGUUAGUGAAAUUUUUCACUACUGUAGGGCUACCAAAAACUGUACAAUCUGAUCAAGGGUCAAAUUUCAUGUCUAGGGUGUUCAAUCAGGUGUUGAAGGAACUGGGCAUAAAACAUGUAGUUUCGAGUGCAUACCACCCAGAGUCCCAGGGAGCACUGGAGAGAUUCCACCAGACUUUGAAGAAUAUGUUGAAAACUUAUUGUAUGGAGUCAGAGAAACAAUGGGAUGAGGGAGUUCCCUUGUUAUUGUUUGCUGUGCGGGAUGCUGUACAAGAGUCGCUUGGUUUCAGUUCUUUUGAGUUGGUAUACGGUCACUCAGUACGUGGACCAUUGAAGUUGCUAAAAGAGAGACUGUUGUGUGAUGAUUCACAAACAAAUGUGUUGGAGUAUGUGAGUACUUUCCGUGAGAGAAUGCAUAAGGCGUGGGAGGUUGCCAGACAGAAUUUGUCAGAUUCUCAGGAGAAGAUGAAGUCAUGGUAUGACAGGAAAUCCAAAGAGAGGAAUUUCGAGGUAGGAGCUAGAUUUUCUGGGCCGUACACUAUUGCUAAGAGAGUUGGUGAUGUCGACUACGUUGUCAAUACUCCAGAUAGGCAGAAGAAGAGACGUGUGUGUCAUGUGAAUAUGCUUAAGCCAUAUAUCCGAAGAGAUGACGAGAGUAAAGCACAACCAGUGUUGAGUGCUGUUGAAUGUGACUCAAAGUGUGAAGUUGAGAAAGAAGUGUGCAAGAUUGAGAGAGAGAACCCAUGUGUGAAAUUGAAAAAUUCAGAGGUUCUAGCACACAUCAAUAACAAACGAACACACUUAUCUGUGAAGGAGAGGAGCGACGUGAAAGAGCUGUUGAGUGCAUAUCCACAGUUAUUUGCUGAUGUUCCCUCUCGAACUGAUGUUGUUAAGCAUGAUGUAGGUGUGGGAGAUAUGACCCCAAUCAAACAGGCACCAUAUCGUGCAAACCCAACAAAACUGAAAAAUCUUGAAAAGGAAAUCGACUGCGAGAGUGCUUUCAACCAGGCGAAAGCCCUCUUAUCUACCAAUCCGGUACUGAUGGCUCUGGAUUUCAACCAGCCGUUCAGCAUGAUGGUGGACGCGAGCGAUGUGGGUGCUGGUGCAGUUCUUACUCAAGCAGACGCUGAAGGUAUCGACACACCCAUAUCAUUCUUCUCAAAGAAACUGUGGAAAAAGAAACAUUGACUUUGAUACUUGCACUUGAACGUUUCGACGUGUAUGUCAGUGGAUCUCAACAUCCAGUGAGGGUAUUAACUGAUCAUAAUCCCCUGACAUUCCUCAACAGAAUGAAAAACAAGAACCAAAGACUGACGCGAUGGAGUUUGCUGCUCCAAGAAUACAACUUGGACAUUCUACAUGUGCCAGGAAAGGACAAUGUUAUUGCGGACGCUUUAUCUCGUGUGUGAUAUUUGGACCGAAGUGAGCAAGUAAUUGAUAUAUUCACAUGGAAAAUUAAACAACCCUUGUGUGAACCAUAUUUGAUGAACAGUUGCACACUUACAGAGAAGCAUCAUUCUUGAACAGUUGAACAUUGGUGAAUUCACUGGAAUUCUAUGUGAGAAAGGAAACCAGAACUUUUAACUUUGAUGGUUUCUUUAACAAUCACAAAGCAUUGUGAACAUAGACUGAUUGGACUCAUUGAAACUGUUUAUUGGACUCAAAGAAAAAUGUGUUUUUCUUAUGUUUGCUUUCCAGAUGUCUGUAAACCAGUGUUAUAUGUAUGUUAUAUGCUUAUCUUAUUCGUUGACGAAUUUGAACAUGCAUGAUAAUAUUAUUGUGUUAAAACCGUUUUGGUACAAACACAAGGAACUAGAAAGACUAGUACGUUAUCAUUUUGUCUGUGCAUGUAUAUAUAUAUAUGAAAACAGAAACAGUUAAUUGAUUUAUAUGUUUUAUCCAAGGCAGGAUAGAUAUUGAAAGAAAGAAUUUUAGAACAAAAAGGAUUUUGGUGUUUUACCAUAUCUUUGGUUAUGGAUAUAAAGUAAUCAAAAAUAUUUUUGAAGAUAUUCAAUACGCAACCAACACAGAUGAUAUGGUUUUGCACUACAACGCAAAACUUCAGAUUAAUAGUAACAUGUUUCUACAACUGACGUGAAGGCUAUAUUAUAUUAUCUUUCAGACAGGUUUAAUGUUGCUGAAGUUUGCUUAUUAUUUUUAUGCAAAGAAAUAUGUUUAGAUUCAAAGUUGCAAAGAAGCAUGAAGACAUAUUGAUAUUGAUAGGUCAUUUAAGGUGAACUUCUCUGCGAUUUGAAUUGUAUUUGUUUUAUGUUUAGUACAAAUGACUUCUGAUAUAUGCAAAAGUCAGUGAUGAAAAUGAUAUAGCAGGAUGAUAAAAGAAUGGUUAAUGUUUUUACUUAUAGCUGUUCAUACUCAAUUUUAUUGUAUGAACAAAAACCACUAGACAACACUGUGAUACCAUUUGCAUGCUGGUACUGUAUAGUUUUACAAGCUGACUUGUUUAUCAGAUUUCUAAAUCUACAAAGACCUCAUACUUAUAAAUACUUUCAGGUUUUUGUAUUCUUACAGCAGUUGCUGAAAACAACAUUGAAAAAUAAAUGUUUUUAUAGCACUUCUCCUACUGGUAUAAGUGCUAAUUUAUGAGGGGGAGUGUGAUGGGUGUAUCGACCGAAUCUAGAUACUUUGUACCAACCGUCUGAGGACGAGUUAGUCUAGUAUUUGGAGUUGAAGAACGAAGCUCAAUAAUGAAGAUCAGCCCUUGAAAUCUAA
Molecule: messenger RNA, 5684 nt
Organism: Strongylocentrotus purpuratus (purple sea urchin)
Lineage: Eukaryota; Metazoa; Echinodermata; Echinoidea; Camarodonta; Strongylocentrotidae
Exons: 2
Coding region: 606-4142 (1178 amino acids)
Biological process (GO): proteolysis; DNA integration
Molecular function (GO): aspartic-type endopeptidase activity; nucleic acid binding; zinc ion binding
Source: RefSeq, a predicted model, not a curated record